GGUCGUGGCAUCUCGAACGUGAUGAAAAGCUAUUCUCCAUCAUUCGGUAUCGAACGGUAUCAAUGACCAGUUUGCAGAACUGACUACGGACGAGUGUUAUGGUUUUUCCAUGGUGUGUAAUCCGUUUGUUGUAAAAGUGAGGAAAAUCUGUUUUGCAGAUUAAACGAAACGUUGAAUAGAAAAUUUUCGAGCUGAAAAAUUGUUAUUGAUUCGCGCGAUAUGGUGUGAUACGUAAAGCAUUCGGUACGGGAUCUAUAAAGUGAAAAUAAAACAAACCAAGGAGAGUCCCUGGAGUGCGAGUAGAAUAGUUAAUUGUGAUAGUCAGAGGAAAAAUAUAUUGAUUUGCUGAAUCAGUGUGCGGAAAAGCAGCACCAGGGUUUGGCUGAAAGUCCGAUCAGGAGCGUUGGUGCAUUUCCUGACAGCUGGAUUUUGCGAUAAGUGUCCACAGUGAAAGAAAUAAUUCCGGUCGAAUAAGCGCUUUCAAGCAAGGAUCAGCAAGAUGGGCGACCACGGCCCGGAUAUGAGCACACUGGAAACUGAUUAUGUCGUUCUAAUUUCAGUGGUACCAGCUGUUCUGGGCUUGACGGCGGCUGCCAUUCUUGCAGUGACCGCUUGCUUCUGUGCCCGGCGGAUUCGGCGCCAGAAGAAGAAGGCCGGCCACGAGGUCUCUUCGUUGCCAUUCCAACCUCCGAGACCACCGAGGGCCGUUCGCUCCCCAAGCGGGCAACCCCCACAGUAUCUAAAGAAAUCCCCCUCCCCAACGGGUAUCAAGCCCCCACCGGGAGGCCACCUGCCGGCACAGUCACCUACCGAACAGAGUUGCAUUCCAACAAACACAACAGCCCCCAUAACGACGACCACCACCAAAUACAGCGAGGAAAAUGAACUGACACCGAAGAAGGUGCAACUCGAACCAAAAUCGCCCGACGUCGAUAAUGUGGACGGCAACGAUAACGAAACGGAGUACGGCAAGCUGGGUGCCAUUGUCUUUAAGCUCCGAUAUUUGGCCGACCGUAGUGCGUUGGUAGUGUCCGUAGUCCGGUGCCGUGGACUGCCGGGGAAAAACCAUGGGUCUACCACAACCGAUUUGACCGCUCUGCCCGCUGGUCCUUUGUGCAACGGAAAUGGAAAUGUGAAGCAAUCCGCAACCGAUCCGUACGUCAAGCUGCAACUGCUUCCGGAUAAACAACACAAGGUUAAAACCAGAGUGGUUCGCAACACGCGCAAUCCGGUAUAUGACGAGGAUUUCACCUUCUACGGUUUGAGCCUGAGUGAACUGGCCGGGAUGUCGCUGCAUUUUGUUGUCCUCAGUUUCGACCGAUACAGCCGGGAUGACGUUAUUGGAGAGGUGGUCUGUCCACUCAGUGGAAUCGACUUGCAGCAGAUCGAGAACCAACAAGUGGCCCUAAGCCGAGAAAUACAACCCCGCAGCUUAAAGAUCCGUGCUCAAGGACGUGGCGAAUUGUUGAUUUCACUGUGCUGGCAACCGGCUGCAGCUCGACUGACGGUAGUUCUUCUGAAAGCGCGCAACCUUCCUCGGAUGGAUGUGACUGGCUUGGCUGAUCCGUACGUGAAAAUCUAUUUACUGUACAACGGGCAGAGAAUCGCCAAGAAGAAGACACACGUCAAGAAACGAACAUUGAGCCCGGUGUUCAACGAAAGUUUUGCGUUUGACAUCCCAUCGACCGAAGGAGCUGGCGCUACACUGGAGGGCGUUUCCCUGGAACUGAUGCUGCUGGAUUGGGACCGUGUUACGAAGAACGAGGUUAUCGGUCGCCUGGAGCUGGGAGGACCGAGAAGUACCGGAUCAGCGCUGAACCAUUGGAAGGAGGUGUGCAAUUCUCCUCGCAGGCAGAUUGCGGACUGGCACAAGCUGAGAGAGUAAGCGGGGUACGCAAAGUUUCAGUUGAAGUUGUACAAACUCCCACUGAACGGUGGGAUAUAAAAAUAAUUCGGCAUAGGUUAGUUAGCUUUAGUUUGUCACUCAAUUCUUCACUUUAUUCCAUAGGAAUGAACUGAUGUUGCUUCAACACUGAGUUAGAAAUACAAAUUUGGAAAAUCUGACUGUUAUUGUGCUACUGGGAAAAAAUGAUUAGCCUUUAUAGUUUGUUACUAACUGAUAAGAAAAGUGAUGACUUGAAUAAAUCAUAGAGAUUUGUAUAUUGGCAACAUGAAGUGGAAAUAGUUUCUAUACCACUAUAUAAAAAUUUAACCACAGAAUUAUAAUGUAACGAGAGACUCAAAGUCAUUGGAUAAGUAUUCAUAAUACAGAAGAUACAAUGAUGAACAUACUAUAGUUCAGAAUGAGAGAAAAAAAAUUAACAAUGUGUUAAAAAGAAUACAUUCCACGUAAUUAUAGUAAAUGCUUCAAUAGAGAGUAAUAUUAGAUGCAAAUGAACACCACCACUUUUCACGCGUGUUGCCUCUCAAAGCUGAAAAGUACAUUUUUGAACUAAUGAAACGAUAAAGAGGAAAAUUACUUGAAUGUGCCAGCUCAUAAGAAUCGAAACAGUAAAUGCUAGCAUAUAAAGACAGAAAUGAAAAGAAAACAUUUCAGAUAAGUUCGAGAAGUGCUGACAUAGAUGUGUGUAAUAUCUAUUACCAUUAAGAUACCAAAGGACAUUAUUACAUAGACAGAACAAUUUAUAAAACAUAGUGAAAACAAAAAUAUAAGAAGCACUUGAUUAGAUACGCGCGAAACGCAGCACCACAAAUCAAGCUUACAUAGAAUAUGUAAAGAUGGUAUACAAAAAUAGAAAUGUCAGAUUAAUGCAGAAAUGAAAAUGAAAAACACGGAAAAACGAUAAACGAACCACUGAAAAAACUGAAUCGAAUGAAUGAAACCUAGACAUUUUCGUGUCAAUGGAGAAGCAGACUAUCCUGGUAACAGCGAUGGUUUAUUGUGGUUUUGUAUGUGUAAUGGAUUACAGGAUACAUACUUUAUCUUACGUUGAUCCGAAGAUUGUUAUCCCCUUUAUUUAAAUUGAUUUAUAACAGUCUUUAUUCCUAAUAAACCGAUGUCGGUCGCUCGUUUCAAAUGAUUAUAGUUAUUGGAAAUCGUAGCACUAAAAUGCAUGAUGCAGCUACCGUUUUUGGGAGCAGUGAUAUGGAGUAACUUCGACUAUCCUGUUUGACUUUAAACAACUAACUACUUGAAUUUAUUCUUCACUUUAUGUACAGAGUUUUGGUAUUAGCUUCUACUUCCUGUUAGUGCCAUGGGCACCAAGUAGUGUUUCUGCUGAGUCGUCGUCGUCUUCAAAUAAGUUAACGCCAGUUUUCAGCUCUUUCAGUCUUUUCGAGAAGCUAAAAUAAAUUUUGCGCUUAAAUAGCUUUCGAAAAAAAAAGAAAGAUUAGGAAAUUAACGUCCACGCUUCAUAUCCGUAAAGGGCCACUGGUAGAAUCAGAACUUUAUGCAGAGCAAAUUUCGUUUCCAUCUGCCUGCAUGUUGCUGGACCUAAGCUGUUUAUAUAAACCGUUCAAAGCCCUAUUCGAAGCAGCAACAUGUUUCUUCAAUUCACUAGAAACGUUAUUGUCAUGUUACAAACGCUCCAAGGUAAACAAAUUAUUCAACAACUUCAAAUACAUCAAGAACAACCGCAGCAACAACACCAUUACGUUUACCUCUCUAUAUCUUCCUGCAACCAUGGAUUUUGUCUUGGUAGUGUAGUUAAUGGUUAAGCCUAUUCUCUUCAGUGGGACGAAAGCCUCCACCACUGCCCUGCGAUCGUUUCCAAUGAGGUCGAUGUCAUUCGCAAAGGAGCAUAUGUGACCAUGAUAGAGCCGUUCCUCUGUACGCCAGGGGCAUAUGAGGCCAUAUGACAGUUCUUAAUCCUCCCAUAUUUAUUGAAUAAUGUAGUGGAUCGAUUGAUGCAGCUGAUCACUUCCAAAUUUGAGAAGCUCAACCGGGAUCUCGCCCUUCCCAGCUGCUUAACUGUUUUUCAGCUCAUUCAGUGUCUUCUUAACCUCGUCCAGCGUUGGUAGCUCCAUAGCUUGAUCGCCAUCUACUAUGUCCAUCCUGCUCUUUAUCACACCUUCGUUUCACCGUUCAACGAUUCUUCGGAGGGUUCAAUUCACCUGGCUUGCACCAUAGGCUUAUCUGUCAGCAAAUUGCACAUAUGUAGGCACUGGCGCAGUCUUAUGCUGCGCACCAUAAACAGUCGUAUAAAACCUCCACAUAUCGAUUCUAUCCAUGCUAUCCUGUGCUUCGGCCAUUACACUCACUAUGUGCUGCCUUUUGUUUCUGCCGUGGAUUUGUUCCUCUUCUGAUCUUGCUACACUGUGCCGUUCUCUAUCGCAUGAGGUACCAGCCACUAUAGUGGCUAUGCUAUAGCAUUGAGCUUCAUAAAAAGGGGUGUACGUUAUAAGUAUUCCACGCUAUGAAAGGUCAUAAGCAACCAAAUCGCAUACAAAUAACAUACAUUGGGUUUAAACACAGGUCAUUUUAGGUUGGAGGAUAAAAAAAUGAGAUCAAUCUAAUCACUAGGAAUCAAGAUGUUGCUCCUCAAACAUGAUCAUUUUGCAUGAAAACCAGUGAGAAUGUUAUUCUUAUUUUCUCCACUGUAGAUGUGGUAUUUGAAUGCAGUGUUUAGAAAGGAAUCCAUCACUCGGAAUUCACGUUCUCCGGUUUUGGGGCACUGUAUUUCCUUAAUUGCUGCCAUGCUCAAGCCAACCUUGUUCAGCUCACGAGCCAGGGUCUCAAUACGUGCUGGUUCAUUCAAAGUUCUCACUUUCCAAGAUCAGACUUUCCUAUUAAAGUCUUUCAACUGAUACGCUUGCUCUACAUUUUCCUUUCUUGGUAUCUGUUGAAAACAUAAGUACGAUGUUGUGAGCCGCUCCUAAUAUGGACAAUAGACCCUCCAUCAGGUUUGCAUAUCCGGAGAGUAAUGAACCAGGCCCAUGCUACAAAGUCAUUUUUAGCGUAGCCAACACGAAAACCAAAUAACGCACGUCAAAACUGAAAAAGCUUAACACCAUAAAGCAUCCAAUUCCAGUUUUGAUCAAUAUGCAACUUAAUUCAGAGAUAUGCAAUAAAUAUGACUUAAGGAUUUCAUUAAUUCAAAAUUUAUUCUAUACCAGUGGUUCUCACUGGGGGUACCUUCACUGUGAAAAAGGGCGGUAAUGGCGGAUGUAUUACAAUUUGAAAUAAGAACUUUUUGACAAAGUUUUGAUACCCGCGUAUUUUAAUUUUUUUAAAUGUGAGUCUUUCCUCCACAGCCAUAACAGUAUAUGACGGGCUGUGGGAAACAGAUCAAACAGACAAAACGUCGGUUACUAAAAUCUGGAAUCUAUAUUAUUCUAAAGGUUUUAGAGGCAAAAAGGCUUUUUCCGAAAAGCUCAGAAGCUUAGCGACGAGAGGCUUGAAAACCUUCCUUUAAGCGUAUUGGAAACCUCAUUUCAAGAUGCUCGAAAGCUUGCUUUCAAGAGGCUCGGUAGUCUCUUUUCAAAGGCUCGAAAGCAUCCUUCCAAAAGGCUGGGAAGCCUCCUUCCAAGAGGCUCGAAAGUCUCUUUUCAAAAGGCUGGGAAGCCUCCUUCCAAGAGGCUCGGAAUCUUUGCUCCAAGAGGCUCGGAAGCCUCCUUUUAAUAAGCUCAUAAGCCUUUUUUCAAAAGGCUCGGAAGCACCCUUCAAGUGACUCGAAAGCCUCCUUUCAAGAAGCUCGGAAGCCUCCUUUCAAGUGGCUCGGAAUCCUUCUUUCAAGAGGCUCGGAAGCCUCCUUUCAAGAGGCUCGGAAGCCUCCUUUCAAGAAGCUCGAAAGCCUCCUUUAAAGAGGCUCGGAAGCCUCCUUUCAAGAGGCUCGGAAGCCUCCUUUCAAGAGGCUCGGAAGCCUCCUUUCAAGAGGCUCGGAAGCCUCCUUUCAAGAGGCUCGGAAGCCUCAUUCGGAAAUCUCUUUUCCAUAGACUCGUAAGCCUGCUUUCAAGGGUUCGGCAGCCUCUGUUCAAGAGGCUUGUAAGCCUCCAAUAGUCUUCAAAGUCUCAUAGGAAGCUAGAUGUAUACACUUAAUUUAAACUCAAACAAGUUUUAGACACUUUUUUGGAGAGCCUAUAUCCUAUGAGUUUUCAGAAACAUUUUUCAUAUACCUUAUGAGUUUUGUACGCAGCACUUUCCUUUCGAAAACUCCAAGUGCGCGUUGGUCCUCCACGAGCAUCGUCCAGGUCUCGUGUCCGUAGAGGACUACCGGUCUAAUGAGCGUUUUGUAGAUUGUCAGUUUGGUACGGCGGUGAACUCUAUUCGAUCGGAGCGUCUUGCGGAGUCCAAAGUACGUGAGAUUUCCAGCCACUAUGCGUCUCCGAAUUUCUCUGCUGGUAUAAUUUUUGGCAGUCACCAGUGAGCCCAAGUACACAAAUUCUUCUACCACCUCGAUUUCGUCACCACCGAUGGAAACUCGCGGUGGGUGGCUCACAUUGUCUUCUCUUGAACCUCGUCCUAUCAUGUACUUCGUCUUCGACGUGUUGAUGACUGGUCCGAUCCGCUUGGCUUCCCUUUUCAGUCUGAUGUAGGCUUCCUCCAUCUUCUCAAAGUUGCGUGCCAUAAUAUCUAUCGGCGAAGCCAAAUAGCUGGACGGACUUAUUGAAAAUUGUACCACUCGUGUUAAUCCUUGCUCUUCGUAUUAUCCCUUCCAAAGCGAUGUUGAAUAGCAGACACGAAAGACCAUCACCUGGUCGUAGCCCUCUGCGGGCUUCGAAGGGACUCGAGAAUGCCCCUGAAACUCGAACUAUGCACAUCACCCGAUCCAUCGUCGCUUUGAUCAACCAGUUUAUCCAGUGUCAGUUUAUCCGGAAAACCGUGUUCGUGCAUUAGCUGCCAUAGCUGGUCCCGAUCGAUUGUAUCAUAUGCGGCUUUGAAGUCGAUGAAAAGAUGAUGUGUGGGCACGUUGUAUUCGCGGCAUUUCUGCAGUACAUACUUGGCGAAUGGCGAACACCUGGUCUGUGGUGGAGCGUUCGCCCAAAAAGCCCGCCUUGUACUGCCUCACGAACUCCCUUGCAAUUGGUGUUAGUCGACGGCAUAACAUUUGGGAGAGUACCUUGUAGGUGGCGUUCAGCAAUGUGAACGCGCGGUAGUUGCUACAAUCCAGCUUAUCGCCCUUUUUGUAGAUGGGACACACGGCACCUUCCAUCCACUCCUGCGGCAAAACUUCCUCCUCCCAAACCUUGGUAAUGACCCAGUGCAGCGCUCUAGCCAGUGCCUCACCACCGUGUUUAAAUAGCUCUCCUGGUAGUUGGUCAACCCCAGGGGCUUUGCGGUAAACUUGUCAGACAGUCAAUUUAAAAUUAUUAUAGAGUUUUGGCACUUCCUCAGCAAACGUGUUGGGUAUUUUCGCCUACCCUACGUGGUUCAGGAAUCUUCUAACAAUGCUGCAAGUUUCAAAAACCACUGUUUUUGGAUGCUAUGAAGGUUAUGAGAUAGUUCCAGCUCUCCUGAGGAUCUCAGAAGAUAUUUUGGGACGUUUCCAGUUGCUGAAAUAACAACCGUCAUACAGGUGCCACAUCUACAUCAACUCCUCCGCCAAGGCGUACUUCGUUAUCUUGUUGGAGAAUGUUGAUUGGACAUUAUGGUCUACUAUUGUCGUAGACCACAAUAUCGGGCCAAUUGGCACGAAUGAGGACACCCGUUGUGAUCUCGCGAUCCACGUACAGCUUUAUCAAACUAUUUUCCAGAACAGGUACAGUUACAUCACAUCGCAAUUACUCGGUCCUAGAUGGCUACUCAGUUGCUCGAUGAGCAUCGAUGUGGCACUUGGGUACAGCAGAAUUGAGUUCUUGGCGGAGAUAAUGUUUUCCAGUUCUGAGUCGAACUUGGGAAAUUUUUUGCCUGUUAGUAUGAAAUUAACAUCGAGAAAUUAAAUUCCUAAUAUUUUGGAUCAUACUAAUUGAGAGGGUCAAACGCAAAGGGGUAGUAGAGCCAUUGAAGAAGAAGAAGACUUGACAACAUAUUACUACCACAGUGAUGUAAGAAACACGGUUGUGUCGAACGAUCUAUCAAAAUUUUGAUUCAAACACACACAAUUAUUUUUGUGUGGCUACGUAUUCAAAAUAUAAAAGAACGAAAUGAAAGUAGAAACAGAAAAAUUAUGAAAAUUCUGCUGAACUUAUUUUUACUUUAUGCUAUUUUUAAUUUUAAUUAUUUAAAAACAAUCUGUAGUACGGAAGGAUUUCAGAAAUGAUUGAAAUGAUAAUGAAUUAAUGAGCGAGGAACGAAUGCCAUCAAACAGAAACAUCUCAUAUACUCAAAAUGUAAAGAAUUUAAAAUGCAAACAAAAUAAAAUAUGCAACAAAUAAGAUGAAUAUAUACAAUUCCAGCUGAACUCACGAUAGACCAGAACAACGUCAGCCUAUCUAAAAGAGAAUAAACAGAAUAACAAAUUACGAAACACUUUUGCAUGUACGUACUCCUCCGUAGAAAAGAUGUAUCUUUUUAAGCAUAUAU
This is a messenger RNA of Armigeres subalbatus, 8422 nucleotides long. It is a transcript of the gene Syt4, whose product is annotated as synaptotagmin-4. The record is from RefSeq and is a predicted model, not a curated record. Gene Ontology annotation, biological process: calcium ion-regulated exocytosis of neurotransmitter; regulation of calcium ion-dependent exocytosis; cellular response to calcium ion. NCBI's taxonomy places the organism in Eukaryota, Metazoa, Arthropoda, Insecta, Diptera, Culicidae. Gene Ontology annotation, cellular component: axon; plasma membrane; exocytic vesicle. The coding region runs from base 500 to 1885 and encodes 461 amino acids. The transcript is spliced from 3 exons. Gene Ontology annotation, molecular function: SNARE binding; calcium-dependent phospholipid binding; calcium ion binding.